AUAACGGAAUUCACGCACCAAAUACUACACAACCUUAUGAAUUAAUAUUUUUUGGAUUCUGGUUGUGGUAUCACUUUGUUAAUUGUCGACGAUCUUUUCUUACGACUAGCUACCUGCUUGAUAACUCGCUCCCAUUGUUGCUCGUCAUGGUUCUUCAGCUAGAUGUAGCGAGUGGGUGAUGCUUCAAUCACAUAGCCGAUGCCUUGCUUGAGUCGUAAUGAAUUAUCAGAGGUCCUCUACUCAAUCCUUGAUAGUUUAUUUGGGCUUAGCUUCUGUCCUUCACUUCAUCGAACAUCACUGAAUAGCUGCACAGCCCGGACAUGAGAAACGAGGGGCCAAAACUCUGCUAACUACUUGGGGACUGUCCAAAGGCGAAAACGAGAAAAUUCCACUUUACUGGGAAGCGCCAUCUCUACUUUAGCUUUCUUUGGAAAGUUCGACUCCAUUUCUCAGGGUCCAAUUUCAAUGACCUUGCCCAAUAUGAGUACUAACGACGAUCCCUAUAUUCGCGAAGAACUAUGUAUGAUUCGAGAACGUGACAUUGAAGAAGAAACGGAUCACCAAACCUUUCGAAAGUUUGAUGAUGAAGAGGAAAUGGAUUACUGGGAUUCAAGUCUUGAUAUAACCAAUCUUAUACUUGAUUACGAAGCUGGAGUCAAACCUCAACUUGUAGUGCAAGCUAUUUAUGACCGUAUUGAGGCAUAUCGGAAGGUACAGCCGUCUGUAUGGAUUCAACUUCAAUCCAUGGCCGACGUUAUGGCUGCAGCCAGUGAGCUGGACAGGCGUUGGCCAGAUAAAUCCAGUAGGCCGCCGCUGUGGGGUGUACCUUUUAGCGUCAAGGAUAACUUCGACAUUGCGGGCAUUCCAACCACGAUUGGAUGUCCAGCCCUCGCAUACACUCCUACUUCUUCAGCGCUAGUUUAUCAACGAUGCAUUGAUGCUGGUGCUCUUUUUAUUGGCAAAACGAACAUGGAACAACUAGCUACUGGCAUGACAGGUUGCAGAUCUCCAUAUGGCAUCUUGCACUCAACCUUUAGCCCAUCUCAUAUUGUUGGCGGGUCGAGUAGCGGUAGUGCGGUAAGUGUUAGUGAAGGGUUGGUAUCAUUCUCUUUGGGUAGUGAUACAGCAGGAUCGAUUCGGGUCCCUGCAAACUUUAAUGGCCUUAUUGGUUUUAAACCUACUAAAGGAACUGUCUCAGCUCAGGGGGUGGCACCAGCGUGUCUCCAUCAGGACUGCGUUUCUUUCCUCGGCCUCACCACGCAAGAUACGGAAACAAUCUGGAAAGUUUGCCAGGGAUUCGAUAAAAAUGACUAUUUCGCCAAACCUCCACCAUUCAAUGUUUCAUCGCGAGUAUUAUCCACGGAUGCAAAACCCACAUUCAGAUUUGGCACCGCACCGGAUUCUGCACUUAAAGUCUGCAUCCCGAUCUACCGCGAGCAGUUUAAUCGUGUUGUGGCCACUCUUGAAUCAUUAGGUGGUAAACAAGUGGAGUUAGAUUGGACGCCCUUCGCAUCAGCUAACGAACUUCUCUACGACAGUACGUUCGUCCUAGAGCGACUUACCACGCUACCCGGAGGCUGGUUCGAGAAGAAUAAAAAACUCCUCCACCCUGUUAUUCGCUCCGUCUUCGAAGGUGCACUCGCACGCUCUAGUACAGCUAUUGAUGUAUUCAAGGAUUUCCAUAAACAAGCCGAGUAUAAAAGAAUGGUCGAAAACAUUCUUACAUUAGAUGAUGAUUCCGGCGAAUUAACCGUCAUGGUGGUCCCUACUACUCCUUUCCAUCCCACCAUUGACGAAGUAGAGAAGGAUCCAAUUGGAAUUAAUGGACAGCUAGGUGCUUUUGCGCAUUUUGCUAAUGUUUUGGACCUGGUAGCUAUAGCGGUUCCUUGCGGGACUUAUAAAUAUGGUAUUGAUAGAAUGGAAAGUCUACCGUUUGGUGUCACAAUAUUGGCGGGAACGGGACUAGAUCGCCAGCUUUUACAUUUGGUUAAGGGGCUGGAGGAUGCGUUGAGGGAUAUUGAGGGAGUGGAACUAUCAGGUUUGCAGCUUCCAGAAUUGGAGAUUAGAAGAUAAUAGGACAAGGGAGAACAGCUUUGGGCUAUCCGAUCAGAUUAUUAUUUCUUCAUUGAUUCAUUGUUUUUGUCCAAUCUCAUCACAGUAUCACCUGAUAUUCCGUUUGGUUCUCACAUUUAAAUUCAGGUCUGAAUCCGGACAUCUAAUUCUAUACUAUCUAUGACA
Sclerotinia trifoliorum is the source of this 2238-nucleotide messenger RNA. The record is from the annotation of a GenBank genome assembly. NCBI's taxonomy places the organism in Eukaryota, Fungi, Ascomycota, Leotiomycetes, Helotiales, Sclerotiniaceae.